AGAAAAUAGUUACCAUUCAUUUGAUCAUUUCCAAUUGAAUGGAAUAGCCCGGAGCUGUUCUCUGGAUAAAAGGGUCUGGUUCUCAGUUCAAAACUGUUAAGUCCCCUUCUCUGUUCCCGCCGGCGGGUGAGCACGGAGACGCCCAAUUGAUGGCGGUCUCAGCUUCUUUCUCGUUUAUAUCACCCGCUGCUUCAGCCAGAACUGCCGCCGAUCCCACUUCCACCUCCUGCCCUUUGAAAUUGAAACCCAGCCCUAGCUGUAAACCCACUCUUAUCUUCUCCAGACCACUAAAUUCCCGUUCCUUCCGCAGCUCCCGAGCUUCAACCAUCUCGGCCUUUUACUCCUCCGCUAGCUCUCCGUCCUCGCCCUACGAAGAUGGGUCCCCGGAGAUGUUCCUGCAGAGCAAUUCGAUUGCAGAUUUCAUGAGGUUUAAGAGAGGGUACGAUAGAGGCAGCGGCGAGUUGCAGACGGCGGUUGUCCGGUACCGGAAGCGGUUCCCUUGGUCUAUUCUCAGGCCUUUUCUUCAGGUUGAUUUGGUUUCCACCGUUCACAUUGCUGACAAAGAGUACUUCUCGGCCCUUCAGAAGGAGCUCGGGUCUUAUGACUGUGUCCUGUAUGAAAUGGUGGCCAGUAAAGAAAGUUUAGAGAACAGAAGAAACCCUUCUGCUAUAAGGAGGCUGAAAGGUCCUCGGUCAAGAGGGUUUAACAUCUUAGGGUUCAUUCAGCGUCAAAUGGCUCGAAUUCUCACCCUUGAUUUCCAGCUGGACUGUCUUGAUUAUGAAGCAGAGAAUUGGUAUCAUGCUGAUCUCGAUUUCGAGACAUUCAAACUACUUCAGGUUGGUUCAUCUUAUCUGUUCAUGCUUGUUGAUUUUCAUAUGCUAAAUGAGUGUAUUCACUUUGGGUUGUUUACUGCAGCUUGAAAAGGGCGAAAGCUUGUUCACAUUUGCGAGAGACAUGACCCUUAAGUCGACGAAAGCCAUGCUUCAGCCCACCAUACCAGAUAACCUCGGCCCUUUGCGAUCCAAGCUUCUCUGGGCAUCUCGGGUUCUUCCUAUGCCCCUUGUUGGCCUUUGCCUUAUCGGAACUCUCUGCAAUGUGGGAAGCCCAGCUUCAGACUACGCUGAAGUAGAAGCCCUUUCCCGGCUCGAUUUUGGUGCUGCCAUGAAGGUCUUUCUUGCCAAGCGACUCACAACCGAGUUCACUCAGGUUACUACUGACGUGGAAGAGAAGUCGGUGAUCAUUGGAGAAAGGAAUAGGGUAGCCAUGGAAGCACUGAAGAAAGCAAUGGAUGGAGGCCAAAACAAGAUCGCCAUACUCUAUGGCGGAGGUCACAUGCCGGAUUUGGGAAGGCGGAUGAGGGAAGAAUUCGAUUUGGUUCCCUCCAAAGUCCAGUGGAUAACUGCAUGGUCGAUAGAGAAUCGCGAUGUAAAGACCAAUUCCCUUCCGUUCCUGGAAACGAUGGCUGAAGUUUCAGGGUGGCCAUUGAACCGGUACCAAACUCUGGCAUUGCUCAUUUUCUCGUCAGUCCUAGCCGUAGAUCUCUGGUUCUGGGAGAUCUUCUUUGGCACUUCAGUGGAUUUCGUGUCACAAAUUGCCGAGUCAGUCAAUGAAUAUGUUGGCCAAUACCUGGUUUGAGAGAAAUCCACACCUGAUUUUCUUCCUUAAAAAGUGAUUGUUGAUAUCAAUUCAUCCAAGUAGAUACACAAGUUACAGUGUGUAUAUAUCUCAAAUCCUGUUCAAUGUUGAUACACUGUGAAAUAUUUUUGUUCGAACAUUUGAACUGCACUAUUGAUUGAUAUACAGAGUUACAGCAGCUGGAAAAUAUGAAAUGUAUACAGAACCAGAUUCGCAGGUUUCCAGGAGUACUGACUUAGGACAGCCGAUGAUGCUGCGGCUAUGUUCUUCUUUCUUGCUGGUUCUACCAUCAUCCCUGAAACAGACUAUGAAGGUAAAUGAAUUUCCUUUUCUGAAGCUGGACUUUAACCUGACGGCUACAGAGCAGAGGUCUUCCGACCACCUUUUGAUCGAAGCAAAAUGCAGAAAAACAGAGGGUCACUAAAGACGGAGAUAUAAUAAUGAUGUUUUCUUUGCGAAGCUACGCUCUUUCGACGGCUGACUGGGAAGAGAGAUCCUUUCCAGGUUUUCGGCCAAUUGUGUGUUCAAAUAUUUGAACUGCUAAUUAGAAAGCCCUUUAUUAACUGUAUCUCCAGAGUUACAAGCUGGAAGAUAUGAAAACAUGGGAAAACAGAGCUGCAAAUUAGUUCAAAGUACUUGAUUCCAUUCAAAACCCGAGUAAAAAAGGUCUUAUUUGGUUCUUCUUAUUAAUUUGUGUUUAGGAUUAUUAUUAUUGUGUCUUGUUUAGGAAGUAAUCAUUUGCUUAUUGGUUUAGGAUUUAUUUACCUUGUCUCAAGGGGAAAGAGUUUGUAGGAUUAGUCCUAUAAAUAUGUACCUUUCCUCUUCUAUUUUCAUUCAAGUAAUAAAGUUCACUAUCUAUUUUAAAAUUAGCUCUCCUUUAUCAUCCGAUCAGGCGUCAAUUUUCUUUGAGAAUAGUGGAAUCAGUCAGUCCUUAUUCUAAUACGAGUAAAGGGUUUACUAACAGUUUAUAUUGAGAAUUCUUACCUUCCAACAAAUCUCUCUGCCCCAAUCCCCUUACCGGCUCCCGAAAAGCUUCAACGAUGGCGGCUUCUUCCCCUGCCAACUCCAACUCCAACUCCAACUCCAACGACUAUGGGCCAAUGGAUUCGCUUGCAGAUUUCUUAAGGUUCAAGAAAGGUCCUGUUAGAGGCACCGGCGAGUUGCAGACGGCCAUUGUCAGUUACCGGAAGCAGUCCCCUGACUCUACCAUCAGCUCUUCUCUUCAGGUUGAUUUGGUUUCCGCCAUCCACAUUGCUGACAAAGAGUAUUACUCGACCCUCCAGAAGGAGCUUGAGUCUUAUGACUGUGUCCUCUAUGAAAUGGUGACAAAAGGGAAGAAAGAAAACCCAGAAACUGCCACAAGGCUGCGGCUGAUUUUGAGAACAAUGCACAGCUGGUUCGACCGUAUACUUAUAGAUUUCGGUCGCCGCCUAAUGGCUCCAGUUCUCUCCCUUGAUGACCAAGUAAAGUGUCUCAAUUACGAGGCGGAGAACUGGUAUCAUGCUGAUCUCGAUAACGAGACAUUCACACGGCUUCAGUCGAAAGGUAAGCUGCUGAUCUGGACGGCGUUUCUUCUGCUUCCGACAUCUGUCGCGAUUGCUGCAAUUCGUCUCUGCACUGGGAGGAGUCCAGCUCCGUACUUCUCUGAACUAGCAGGUGCACUCUCUCGGCUCGAUUCCGAUGCUGCCAUGAAGGUCUCUUUUGCCAACCUACUCACAUCUGAGUUCGUUCAGAAGACGGCUGAUGAGGAAGAGACGUCGGUGGUGAUCGGAGAAAGGAACAGAGUAGCCAUUGAAGCACUGAAGAGAGCAAUGGAUGAAAAGGGUCAUCACAACAGCAAGAUCGCCAUUUUCUAUGGAGCCGCUCACAUGCGGGAUCUGGGAAGGCGGCUGAAGGAGGAAUUCGAUUUGGUGCCUUCGGGACAACACCGGUGGAUGACCGCCUGGUCAGUAGAGAAAGCUUCAGGGUGGACAUUGCACCGUUGCCUGAAUCUGGCAUUGCUCUGCACCUGGUUCUCACCGAUCCUUUCUAAGGAUCUCCUGUUCUGGAAGAGAGUAUUCGGUCGAUUUCGUAUCCAGAACUCCAGAAUUGCAGAUUAUGUUAGUCGAUGCCUUGUGUGAGAAUAAUCCAGCACCUCGCCUUCUUCAUUUACUUCCUCUCGUCGAUUCUUGUUUAUGAUCGAUCACAAUUCACAACUGUAAUGCACUUAUUUCAGGAUCCCUGUUGAUAAAAAUUUUGAAAGGCGUUUUAUGAUUGAUAUGUAGCAUUACAUGCUGGAAGAUAUGAACACUUGGGAAAACAGAGCAGAGAACUAGAGAAACUAUAUUAAGUC
Linum tenue is the source of this 3967-nucleotide messenger RNA. Lineage: Eukaryota; Viridiplantae; Streptophyta; Magnoliopsida; Malpighiales; Linaceae. The record is from the annotation of a GenBank genome assembly.